This is a messenger RNA of Lachancea thermotolerans CBS 6340, 6603 nucleotides long. It is a transcript of the gene POL2, whose product is annotated as DNA polymerase epsilon catalytic subunit. Gene Ontology annotation, biological process: DNA replication proofreading; mitotic cell cycle; nucleotide-excision repair, DNA gap filling. Bases 1 to 6603 code for a protein of 2200 amino acids. Gene Ontology annotation, cellular component: nucleus; epsilon DNA polymerase complex. The transcript has a single exon. NCBI's taxonomy places the organism in Eukaryota, Fungi, Ascomycota, Saccharomycetes, Saccharomycetales, Saccharomycetaceae. Gene Ontology annotation, molecular function: single-stranded DNA 3'-5' DNA exonuclease activity; nucleotide binding; DNA binding. The record is from RefSeq and is a predicted model, not a curated record.
AUGGCAAGUAGAUUCAGGGGAUCUAGCACUGCAAAGUUUGUUAAAAAACCUCCCGGGGACCGCAGCAAUGGGAUUAAUACAGCUGUGAACACGACAGCGCAACAACUUGUGGAAUCAACUAAAAAAGAUGAAAUUGACACACUCAUGGGAUUUGAGAGGUACACGGCUCCCCAGCACAACGGAAAAAAUGUCAGCAUAGAAGAAACACCGGGAAGAACUGGCUGGCUUGUGAACAUGCAUCCUACACUUGUGCCACAAGAUUCAGGGCUUACAAAGGGGUCUGCCUUAUCCCCCACGGGUGUUUCCGGAGUUGACUUCUAUUUCCUGGAUGAAGAAGGUGGUGGUUUCAAAAGUACAAUAACCUUCGACCCGUACUUUUUAGUGGCGUGUAGGGACGAAUCGAAAACCAACGAUGUGGAGGAAUAUUUGAAGAAACACCUAGAACAUUGUUUGAAACGUGUUGAAGUAGUAAUCAAAAAUGAUCUCUCCAUGAGCAACCAUUUGGUUGGUUUGCAACGAACAAUGCUCAAGCUCACAUUCGCGAAUACCAACAACCUUUUCGAAGCCAGAAAAAUCUUAAGGCCAAUUGUCAUGGACAAUGAAAACAAUCAACUCCAGCGGUCCAUGUAUAGCUCUAACAAUGGAACUGCGCAGGACACCAAAAUGCUGAUAUCAGAUAUCAGAGAAUAUGAUGUCCCCUAUCAUGUACGAGUGGCCAUUGACAAAGAUAUUCGAGUAGGAAAAUGGUACAAAGUAGCUUCACAAGGGUUCCUAGAAAUUAAAGAAAAGGUUGCAUUUGCAGAUCCUGUCGUGCUAGCGUUCGAUAUUGAAACCACCAAAGCUCCUUUAAAAUUUCCAGUUGCAACUGUUGACCAAAUUAUGAUGAUCUCAUAUAUGAUUGAUGGAGAUGGGUUCUUAAUAACCAAUAGAGAGAUAAUCUCUGAGGAUAUCGAAGAUUUCGAGUACUCACCUAAACCGGAAUACCCCGGAUAUUUCACGAUUUUUAAUGAAGCAGACGAGUUGGCGCUCCUAGAAAGAUUUUUCGAACAUAUUAGAGAUGUGCGUCCGACUGUUAUCUCGACAUUUAACGGUGAUUUUUUUGAUUGGCCUUUUGUGGAGACCCGAGCAAAGAUUAAUGGGCUUGACAUGUAUGAGGAGAUAGGGUUUGCCCCAGAUUCGGAAGGGGAAUACAAGUCCACUUAUUGUGCCCACAUGGACUGCUAUAGAUGGGUCAAACGUGAUUCAUACUUACCACAAGGAUCCCAAGGUUUAAAAGCAGUGACGCAAGCAAAGUUAGGAUAUAAUCCAAUAGAGUUAGACCCAGAGUUAAUGACUCCAUAUGCAUACGAGAAGCCUCAGCUACUAUCCGAGUAUUCGGUGUCUGAUGCUGUUGCAACUUAUUACUUAUACAUGAAAUACGUGCACCCUUUUGUUUUCUCAUUAUGCACUAUUAUUCCUUUAAACCCAGAUGAAGUUCUUCGCAAGGGGACUGGUACUCUUUGUGAGAUGCUUCUGACAGUUCAAGCGUUUAAAGGUGAUAUUCUUCUGCCAAACAAACAUACAGAUCCAAUCGAGAGGUUUUAUGAUGGUCACUUGCUUGAAUCGGAGACCUACGUCGGAGGGCAUGUUGAAUCCUUAGAAGCCGGUGUUUUUCGAAGCGAUAUUAAAAACCAUUUCAACAUUGAUCCAGAGGUUAUUGAUGACUUACUUGAAGAUCUUCCUCAUGCUUUGAAAUUCUGCGUCGAGGUUGAAAAUAAUUGCAAAGUUGAAGACGUAGUAAAUUUUGAAGAAGUAAGACAGGCUGUAGAGAAGCGCUUGUUUGAUCUUAAGGAUAAUACAAAACGACAUGAGCUACCUCUUAUUUACCAUGUCGAUGUUGCAUCAAUGUACCCGAAUAUUAUGAUCACAAACCGGUUACAGCCUGAUAGUGUCAAAAGCGACCGCGAUUGUGCCAGCUGUGAUUUCAAUAGGCCCGGAAAAUCUUGUGAUAGAAAGUUGCAAUGGUCCUGGAGAGGUGAAUUCUUUCCAUCAAAAAUGGACGAGUACAACAUGGUCAAAAGAGCAUUACAGAACGAGACUUUCCCCAACAAGAACAAAAAGUCGUAUAAACAGUUUCUGUCUUUCGAGGAGCUAAGUUACAGCGAUCAAGUCGCUCAUAUUAAAAAGCGGCUUACAGACUACUGUAAGAAGGUUUACCACAGAGUCAAGACCAACGAAGUAGUUGAAAGAACUGCAAUUAUAUGCCAACGAGAAAACCCUUUCUACGUGAAUACUGUGAGAUCUUUCAGAGAUAGAAGAUAUGAAUUCAAAGGGCUAGCAAAGAACUGGAAACAAAAACACUCAUCAAUUAGUUCAGAACAAAAGCAUGAGAGAGAUGAAGCAAAAAAAAUGGUUAUCCUGUAUGAUUCGUUGCAACUCGCCCAUAAGGUCAUCUUGAACUCAUUUUAUGGUUAUGUGAUGAGGAAGGGGUCUCGUUGGUAUUCGAUGGAGAUGGCCGGUAUCACAUGUUUGACAGGUGCAACAAUCAUUCAAAUGGCAAGAUCAAUAGUUGAAAAGAUUGGAAGGCCACUCGAGUUGGACACCGACGGUAUUUGGUGUAUUAUUCCAGAAUCAUUUCCAGACGAGUUUAAAUUCAACUUGAAAAAUGGGAAAAAGCUUUUUCUCUCUUACCCUUGCUCCAUGUUGAAUUAUAAAGUUCAUCAAAAGUUCACGAAUCAUCAAUACCAAACUUUGGUCGAUCCUGUAAGGCACAAAUAUGAAACUGAAAGUGAUAAUUCGAUUUUUUUUGAAGUCGAUGGUCCCUACAGAGCAAUGGUUUUACCAACAUCGAAAGAAGAGGGUAAAGGAAUUAAAAAACGUUACGCUGUUUUUAAUAACGAUGGGUCUUUGGCGGAACUUAAGGGGUUUGAACUUAAGAGAAGAGGAGAACUGCAAUUAAUCAAGAAUUUUCAGAGUGAUAUUUUCAAGGUCUUUUUAGAAGGGGAUAGCUUAGAAGCUUGUUAUGCCUCCGUUGCUGCGGUGGCAAACAGGUGGCUUGACGUUUUAGAUUCAAAGGGUAUUAUGUUAGAAGACGAAGAUCUUAUCGAGCUUAUUUGCGAGAACAGAAGUAUGACAAAAACACUGAAAGAGUACGAAGGUCAGAAAUCUACCUCAAUCACAACUGCUAAAAGGCUGGGUGAGUUUUUGGGAGAAGAAAUGGUGAAAGAUAAAGGGCUGCAGUGUAAAUACAUCAUUAGCUCACGGCCGCUGAACACGCCGGUGACUGAGCGCGCCAUCCCUGUUGCUAUUUUUUCUGCUGACCUGGCUCUAAAAAGGUCAUUUCUAAGGAGGUGGCUAGCUGAUAGCUCCUUAGAAAACUUUGAUCCAAGGGCUAUCAUAGAUUGGGAUUAUUACAGAGAAAGGCUUGCUUCCGUAGUGCAGAAGAUUAUCACAAUUCCCGCAGCACUUCAAAGUAUACAGAACCCAGUUCCACGCGUUGAGCACCCAGACUGGCUCAAAAAGAGAAUAUCAGUUAACGACGAUAAGUUCAAGCAAACCUCGCUAACCUCAUUCUUUAAAAGCUCGAAAGUUAAGCCACUUGUUAGAGACAUAGAAGACGCGUUUGAGGAACGACCUAUUUCCAUACAAAAUAAAGUUGGCCGAGUGACUUCGAAGAAACAUCAAAAGAGGAAAAACAUGAUUGAAGAGGAACAAGAGAAUUUGGUUUUACCGCCAACUUUUCCCUCUAUGGAAGAGGACUACAUUGGCUGGCUUUCCUACCAAAAGAUAAAAUGGAAAAUUCAAGCGCGGGAUAAGCAACGAAGAACUCAGUUAUUUGGCAGUCGCUCAGGCAUCAGCGAAAGAACUGCGUUGGGUAACAUCAUGAGGAAGCAUGCCGAGUCCUAUGCAAAUUCGACUUGGGAAAUAUUAGAAUACCGGCAGACUUCGCAACCAGGUGUGCUUGAUGUGUCUGUGCUCCUUGACCGUAAAAUUCAUACACUCAAGUUCAAAAUUCCUAAGAGCAUUUAUAUGAAGUUCAAAACUAAUCAGCCAUCAGGACAUGGUAUUGAAAAUUGCAUUGUUGAGAAGUCACCUGCUAUUCUACCAUAUAAGAGUGUUGGAAGUGAGUCAAAAACUCCGCUUUAUAAGCUUACUCUGCCUGAGGAUGACUACUUGGAGGAGAUUGAGAAAACUACCAGCGUGCUCAAUAAAGAGAACGUGUUGGGAAUUUAUGAAUCCUCUAUCACGGCAUCAGAGCGAGCGAUAAUGGAGCUGGGUUCAGCCGUUGAGUUUACUUCGAGCGCAAUCGGUGCAUUAGGCAAGGGCCUUCAAAAGGGAUUUGAACAAAAAAACCUUCACCCCUCAUCUUCUCAGCGUUAUUUGGAAAAAUUCUCGCUUGAGGUUGGUUACUUGCUUCACUUGUCGACAAAUAUUGGAUAUGAGUAUUUUAUUCUUUACAAGGGGUGGGAUGCAAACACCGAAGUCUUCGUUUUGAAGCCAUCCACAAAUGCUCAAGAAUUAAACCCUUCUUCUGUUCAAAGCUUGUUUAAAGAGCUCCGAGCUCAAAAAUCCGAUAAACUGGAUUCUCAUUAUGACAUUUUGAGGUACCCAGACAGCAUAGACGUUCAAUCACACUCAUUCACAGACUUAAGGGCGCUUUAUAAGAAGCUCUCUAAGAGUAUCUCCCAAAUGAACGAAGAGAAGGGAGCGCAGUGCUUGAUGCUAUUGCAGUCUCCCUACACACAAAAGCUUCGACAAACAAUUAAACCAUUUCGGCAAAUGCCGCUCGUUGAAAUCUCUUCCGCUGAACUGGCUCUUCCUCAUCUAAAAUGGCAGCAUAUUGUCACGAAAAAGAUUACUAACCAUAUCCUUUCGUUGGGCAAGUGGCUCCAAAACCUAAUGAACUUAUCGCGAUACAGCAAUAUUCCAAUUUGUAAUAUCAGGCUUGAAAAAAUGUCUUUUGUUAUCGACGUAAUGUAUGCGAGAAGGCUGAAGAAAGAUAAUAUUGUGUUGUGGUGGAAUGACGUUUAUCCCUUGCCUGACCAUGGCGGUUCUGAGAAAGACUUCAAUCCAUCAAUGGCCUCUUUAAUGAGUGACCUGGAUAUUUCGAUCACUAAUUCCCCAUCGGUUUACGAUACCGUUGUGUUGGAAAUAGAAAUGAGCAAUCUUACCAUUAACACCGUUUUAACGUCUGCUGUCAUAAAUGAAGCUGAAGGAAGUGAUUUGGCAGAAUCUAAUUUUUCAAUUGGCGGAGAAGGAGAGUAUAUAGGCGGCGGUGCUUUAGUGGAGGACUCUUUCUCGGGUGUUUCUUUGUCAGUGCUUCGCGCUCUCCUAAAAUCCCUGUGGGAUGAUGCCCUAGAUGAAAACGAAACGGCAGAUUCCCUCGUCCAUGCUUUCAUUCACUGGGUACAAUCUGCAGAUUCUAAACUUUUUGAUUAUGCCUUAAAGUACCAUGUUCACAACCUCACAAAGAAAGCUAUUUUGCAACUAGUCAACGUUUGCAAAAAUCUAGGCUCUGAAGCAAUUUAUGCUGACCGAGGAAAGCUCUUAUUAAAAACCAACAAGGUUACUGUCGAAAGCUGCUAUGCAUAUAGCCAAUAUCUCAUCAAGGCGAUUAGGACGGCUCCUCUUUUCAGUUUCUUGGAUUUGUCUAUAACCAGGUAUUGGGAUCUCCUUAUUUGGAUGGAUUCUUUUAACUUCGGUGGCAGGGCAUGUACUAGCAUCGUUGAUAGCGAAUCUCAGGAUUUGCGGGCUUAUUCACAAUGGCAUAUCAAAAGCUUCCUGCCCAGAAUAUACCAGCAGGAAUUCGAUGAUUGGAUGAUUAUUAUUUUGGACAGCAUGGUUAAAGCAAAAGAAAGGCAUUAUUUUGACAAUGCGCAGUCUCAAAGGCUCACUCAGAUUACUACUGGAAAAUCUAACGACGAUGAAGAAGUCGAUGGCGUUCUUGCGGGGUUUACACAUCGAUUUGGUCAACCUCUUAUCCACAGGGUCCAAAAGUUAUUCAAAACUCAGAAAGAGUACAUAUUGGACCCAAAUUUCAGCGCAGACUACGCUCCUCCUAAUUUACCUGGAUCACAUCUUAAAACUCACAAUCCAUUAUUAGAGCUUGUAAAGAAUUUGUGUCACAUAAUGAUGCUGUCAAAGACGCAAACCCUGGAAGUCCGCUCUUUGAGAAAAGAGCUGCUUAAAAUUUUUGAAGUUCGAGAAUUCGAUUGGGAGUCCGAGUUCAAAGAUCCCAGCUACUCUUUGAAGGUGAGCAACCUUGCCUGCGAGCAUUGUGCCUUUAUCACUGAUAUCGACUUUUGUAAGGUUGAACGUAAGGAGUUUCUUGUUUGUGAGCAGUGUCAGCGACUUUUCAAUAAUAACCUUCUUCAAGAACAUCUUGUCCAAACCUUGCAGAUUGAGCUACAAAACUACUACGUUCAAGACUUGAAAUGUGCGAAAUGCGGCAAAAUCAAAGAUGAGCUAAUGUCCUCUCACUGCCCCUGCUCCGGCUCCUGGAUCAAUUCCAUAUCGGAGGAAGCGCUCAACAAAAAAAUCAUUGUCUACCGGAGAGUGGCAGAAUACUUUGCUUUCGACAUUGUAUCCGCAACGGUGGAUGAAUUGGAUGGCUCAUCAUUUUAG